UGGUAACAUUUCAGUCAGAGAGAAGACUCUGAAGGGGACACUUUCUCUUGGAAAAGCUGGGAGUAGAUUUAGUAUGGCUGUAACUGGGGAUGAGACAGAAACAGGUUCCACAGGUGACUUGACUGCCAGCCAGCUGCAUAAACCUAGCUCCAGCCUCCCACAGGGGGUGGCAGGAGCCAGUGCUCAUACCCCAAUGAAACCUGUCGCAGACGCCUUACAAAAGAGAGAGCUCCGCUUGAUGAAGAACAGGGAAGCCGCCCGGGAGUGUCGACGAAAGAAGAAGGAAUAUGUCAAAUGCCUUGAAAAUCGCGUGGCUGUGCUCGAAAAUCAAAACAAGACUUUGAUUGAGGAGCUUAGAACCUUAAAGGACAUCUAUCGACACAAAGUCGAAUGAUUCCUCAAAGAGAGAGGAGGAACCACGACUGUGUGGAACUGUGUCGUCUGCUUCUGUGGGGUGUCUUGAGGACUCUGGUUUUGCUUAUACAGACACACGCACAAACACUCACAUGAACACACACUCACACAAAACACUCCUUGUCCUUGCUGUUAAAUGUGUUUACAUGAUGAUGUCAAUGUUUCUGGCUCUGAAUUACCCAGGCACCACAACCAGGAAAAACAUGAACCUUGUUUCAGGUCAGGGUUAUUGUCAGGGAGUAUUACGAGGAGCUUAGGUCCCUUUGCACGGGCAGGCUGCCAGAGCAUGCAGGAGGGGAAGGAGGAAUAUGAGGACCAACUGAAGUUACGGGUUGCAAUACUGGAGCAGGAGAAUCAGAACCUGACAGCCCAGCUGCAGUGCUUCAAAAACCUGAACAUCCAAAUACCAAAUAGUUACUAAUGCCUUUAUCACCUAAACUGCACUGCAUUUUACAUUCUAAUUUGAUUAGUUGUAUAAUUUGGCUCUAUUAAUGUACUGUCAGUUGAAAGCCUUUGUGAUGGUCUAUUUUACUAUGGAUGUUUAUUAAGGGAAACACUGUCAUAAACCAAAUGUUCAAAGGGAAUCUGAUCAAAUUGCAAUGUUUGUGUUUUAUUUUACUCCACUUCAGAACUCCUGAUGCAAGCACACUAACAGGAAUUAACACCCACUGCAUUUAUCACCCACCACCCAUCCCUCAUAUUUAACGUACAGACCCACCAGGAUCUGUUGUGCAUCUCUACAAGGACUUUUCUGCUUCUGACCUGUGGCAUCAAUAUUUAUUUGGGCAGGUUUCCCCUGCAUUUUUAGAGUUUUGAAUACAACUGCAUAGUUUGGAAAAAAUAGAAACAAAAACUUGUCUUAAUAUGAACAGGUGUACAUUUAGUUCACAACAACAACAUACAUGCGUUUGUGGAAAUUGUAUUAAUUUACUGUUUUAAUUCACUUUGCUUAGUCUCAGUAUACCUGGCUGAACUUAGAAGUGCAUUUAUGUAACUCAUUUGUUUUAAUGUCAAAGUUGAUGCUGAAAUCCAGCUUUUUAACUUCAGUGUCGGUUUUAUUUAACACAUUAGCUGUUGUCUUGUCAUCACCACGCCGUAUUUAAAGGUCUUAGACAGAUGUUUUUUAAAAAUGUAUUUGCCUCAAUAAAGUUCUUACUUGUC
Seriola dumerili (greater amberjack) is the source of this 1575-nucleotide messenger RNA. RefSeq names its product cAMP-responsive element modulator-like. The record is from RefSeq and is a predicted model, not a curated record. Bases 74 to 394 code for a protein of 106 amino acids. The transcript has 3 exons. Gene Ontology annotation, cellular component: nucleus; transcription regulator complex. Gene Ontology annotation, molecular function: DNA-binding transcription factor activity, RNA polymerase II-specific; RNA polymerase II cis-regulatory region sequence-specific DNA binding. Gene Ontology annotation, biological process: regulation of transcription by RNA polymerase II. NCBI's taxonomy places the organism in Eukaryota, Metazoa, Chordata, Actinopteri, Carangiformes, Carangidae.